Molecule: messenger RNA, 3400 nt
Organism: Brienomyrus brachyistius
Lineage: Eukaryota; Metazoa; Chordata; Actinopteri; Osteoglossiformes; Mormyridae
Gene: nkrf
Product: NFKB repressing factor
Exons: 3
Coding region: 372-2657 (761 amino acids)
Cellular component (GO): nucleolus; nucleoplasm
Molecular function (GO): nucleic acid binding
Source: RefSeq, a predicted model, not a curated record
GCAGCCAGUCGCGAGGGUCGCACUGUGGACCUGCCGAAGGUUCUGCCGCGUUAAACAUGGCGCGGCUCCGGCGCCGGUGAUGCUAGCCUGUUACCCACCUAGCUUGCAAGCCGGUUAGCCUGUCAGGCAGCUAGCCCGUUAGCCGACUAGCCUGCUAGCCGAGGCUGCGGAGACUGCGUCACUCGGGCAAACCGAGCGUCCGGCGUGCUACCGCGUUAGGAUGCGGGGGAUUGCGGAGUUUUCUUGACGCGGGCAACGAUUCCUUCCAAACGUGUCGCUUCGGUGCGUUGAGAAGGAACAGAAAACAAAGCCUUAACGCGUGCCCGUGAUGGCGGCCGGCAGACGGGCCAUUGAGGUAUGGCCCACAACUGAUGCAGAAGGUGCUGGCAAUGGCAGAUGGGCUUCAUGUUGGCGCGAUGCCCUCUACUCAGCUGGCUGCAGGAGCUGAAGCAAAAAAAAGGCCGGGUACAUCAGAUGGCAGGGAAGAGCCGGUGAGGAAGAUGCCUGUGUCCAAGUUUGGUCCCAGACCACGAUUUGAGCCCGUGCACUUUGUGAGCAGCGGCGUGGGCGGAGGAACGUUUGGCAGCACCGACGAGAAGGAGAACGAGAAGGACCGCAGGAGAGGCGAGGCGUACGGCACCAGGCAGAGGGAUGCCAACAACUCCAGUUUUCACGGAGGCAGGCCCUACGGGUCACCAGCUGCGUACCCUGCCUUCCGCAGAGCAGUGUCUUACACACCCGACUCCUGGCCUGAGCAGGGGAACAGGGACUUGGUUGCUGGCGGCACGACCGGCCUGGGCUUCGGGAGCAGGGGGUCCGUCUCAAACUUUAUGAGCCGUAUGCAGCAGGACUACAUGGGGCGGCCUGAGAUGCCCGGUGCCAGGCAGUCUGGGUACCCCUCCCAGGUACACAGGUUUGAUGAGUACACGGGGCCUCGUUCCGGUACCUGGGAUUCUGGGCGGCAGGGUUUUGGGUACCAGGACAGGCCUUCGUCUAGCCGGGCUAUUAGCAGGGUGUAUGGAAGUUCAUCUUCCCAGCCUAUUUCUGGUAAUCUCGCCUCUAUUACCCAGUCCACACUGGAUGAGAAGCAGAGGCUCAUCACCAGGGUGACAUCCGCUUUAAUGGCCACUUUUAAAGACCCCUCAUGCAUGAAUGGCCCAGACACGACAAACUACAACUUCAUUCUCAGCCGCAGCAUACAGGCCUGUAAGACAAACCCGGAGUACAUCUACGUCAACCUGAAGGACAUCCCACCCGCGGACCUACCCAGGAACCGCAAGGUGCCCUCGGAUGGCUAUGCCUGUGAAUUGCGUUGUCAGUGUGUGUAUCUGGCUACUGGCUACUCGGGCAGUAAGAACGGAGCUCGGGACCGGGCGUCUGAGCAGGCCGUCAAGCUCUUUAUGAAGCCUGUGGAGGUGCGGGUGGUCCAGCGCCGCUACAGGCACACGUAUGUUAACGACAUGGUGGUAUGCCAAGUACAUUCCCCAACACCUUCCUUCCUGCCUGCACUGCGCAAUCCUGAGGAAAAGCCGCCACCAAGCUCUAGGGGCCAGUACGAGCACGACAAGCGCAAACACUGGACUGAGUUUGUGAUUGUGGACAACGCUCACGACGCCAUCUGCAUACUCAACAACUCCGCCGCCUUCAACCGAAUGAAGAUAGACUACAAGUUCGAUCUCCUGCAUCACAGCAGCACUUGGAGGUGCAGUGUCUACCUCCAGGAUGAGCUGGUGGCUCAGGCCAAUGGGAACAAGAAGACCUCCAAGCACGCAGCAGCUGAAGAAGCCCUACGGAAGCUGCGUAUGAACCAAGCGGCCAAGCAGCAGCAGCAGUUUUCUAGAGGAAACCACUACGAAGCUCCAGGGGGCCGCUAUGGCGCUCGCAAGAAGCACUUAAGCGAGCUUGUCAUCCUGGAAAAUUCGGAUAACGCCAUCUGCAUCAUCAAUGACACAGCCCAGUUCAACAAGGUCGCAGCUGACUACAAGUUUGCAGUUCUGCCGGAUCACCGCUGGAAGUGUGAUGUGUAUCUGGAGGGCCAGUACGUCGCUUCCGGGAUAGGGCCAAAGAAGACGGUGAAGCACAUUGCAGCCGAGGAAGCCUUGGCCACCUUACGGCAGACACAGGCUGUGGUCAAGUCCAACCUGAGAAAGGAGGGCAACGUCGAUGUCAUUUCCCGCAACCAGAUCCUUGCCCGGGUUGGGGAAGACAUGUCACGGCAAGAGAUCAAGGAGGACAACAUUGGGAACCAAAUGUUACGCAAGAUGGGCUGGAAGGGUGGCGGGCUCGGCCGGGAUGGUGAGGGCAUCGCAGAGCCGAUCCGAGUGAAAGAGCAGUUCUCCAGGGAAGGGCUGGGCUUGGAUGCAGACAAACCUGGCAAUCAGCUUAGCAAGAAGGACAUCGAGGACAUCAUCCGUGAAUACGCCAGCUCGGACCGGCAGGACGACCUGCGCUUCUCCACAGAACUCAAUAAUGAUGAGCGCAAGCAGAUCCAUCAGGUGUCGCAGAAGUACGGCCUGCGCAGCAAGUCCUACGGUCAGGGCCGCCAGCGUUUCCUCAUUGUUAGCCGUAAAGUGCACAAGGACCAGCUGAUCGACCAGCUCCUACAGGAGGGCCAGGUUGGCCGUUAUGAGCUCGUGAAACCUCAGGCCUCUCAUUGACUUACCAAAACGUUUUAGGGUGGCACAAGGCUGCUACAGGAAACUCUUUGUGAAGCUCGUGGCUAGACAUUUCCGCUUUACACAAACUAACGGCGUAUUCCGAAGGUGUGUGACUUUCGGAACGCCCUCCGUUCUGUAUUCCUCAUCCUACAGAAGUGAAGAAUGAGUGAUGUGCUUACCAGAGGCAAAUUUGUAUUUAUUUUUGUAUGGGUCUGCUCUCCUAUCCAUCUCUAAAGCUGUCAUUCCACUAGUAAAAGUUCAACCUGCUGUAGCUGUUGCCCUUUUGUUCUCGUGUGAAGAUGAAGUGGAAAUUUUAUGGUUAGUCUUCUCACACGAGCCACCUUUUACAAGACCAGCUUCCCUGUGAAUUGCAUUGGAAGUCAUUGACCUUUCACAUAUUAAAGUAACCGAUAACAUUGAUGACAUAGGUAUCCCCUGUAGGGGGAAACUCACGUUGGUUAUUGGCAAGUUAAAAACCGGGCUUGGACCUUGAUGUCGAAGAUGGAAAAGAGAAUAACCUGACAUGUGAAAUGGCAACGUCAUUCUCUGCUGUUUUAUGUUCUCUGUACAAGUGGAAGGUAAAAGUUGUGUUAAAGUCAAGGCUGUCUGUGAGCUGGCCACUUCGAUUCCGGUCUGCUGUACUGUCCGUUUUGUUUAGUUUCGGUAAAUACAGACGACCCUUCUCUGUUUCUACAGCUGUAUUAACUAUCAAUAACAAAUAAAUAUAUCACUGAAGCGAUGAA